Messenger RNA from Musa acuminata subsp. malaccensis (wild Malaysian banana), 1823 nucleotides. RefSeq names its product phytolongin Phyl1.1. Gene Ontology annotation, cellular component: membrane. The record is from RefSeq and is a predicted model, not a curated record. Lineage: Eukaryota; Viridiplantae; Streptophyta; Magnoliopsida; Zingiberales; Musaceae.
CUUUCAAUUCCUAUCUGAGAAGCCCAAUUCCUACUCUUCCAUAAACCAGUACGAUUAAAGAGACGACUGUCGAUACGAAUGUUCCAUAAACCAGUUUUUUUGCGCCUCGGACGGUGAAAUCGUUGCCCAUUAAUCCAAUCUCUCCUUUAAUUCCCACAAAAUUUACAGAAAAAAAUCUAUGUUGAUGUUCUUCGUAUCAGAUAUGCGAUUCAUCUAUCUACUAAUCAACUUCUGCGAGCCCUGGGAAUCAAAUCCUUAAAGCCUCGCUUUGCUACUUGGAAGCUGCUGUGGAGGAGAAGAGGAUCGAUCACCUCCACUCGCGAUAUUCAGCUGGAAUUUUGAUCAGGAGUCUUUGGAAUUUAGAUCCUUUGAUGAAGAGGGCGGAGUGCAAGGAUAAGGUUUUGAAACCCUAGCGUUGGAUACAUUAAUUUGAGUUGGUUUGCCUGUGAGCAAAUUCCAAAACCCUAGAAAGAACUGCGGUCUGAUCUCCCAUAAGGAGAGGGGGGAAAAGCAUUCUUUUUUUAGGGAUUCGGAUGUUAAUUCGUAAGUCUUUUAAAGCUCAGAGCUUUGAUGAAUUCGCGGCGGUCCAAACCCGUGAGGCUUGUUUCGUCCAAUUCCCAAUCCAUAGAAGUAGGAUUGGGAGAGAGCUCUAUGAUGGGUUCUUCUUCCAUUGACAACACAGUCUACUGCUGUGUCGCCAAGGGGAACAAGAUUCUGUACUCUCACAAUAGCAAUGGCUGCGAGCUUGAGACCUUGGCCGUUCUCUGCCUCGAGAAUGCACCGGCUUUCCACAAGUGGUAUUUCCACACUGUGGGAGCCAGGACCUUCGGGUUCUUGAUGGUCGACGGGCACACGUAUUUUGCCAUCGUAGAUCCAAGUGUAGGGAAUUUGGCCAUUCUUCGGUUCCUGGAGCACAUUCAGGAAGGCUUUAAGAAGGUGGUGAAGAAUGGUUUUCACGACGAGUUGGUGCCCAUCAUCCAGAGGCUUAUAGCAUCAUUGGAGAACAUGCCCAAAUCUGCCUUUGCAUUGGAUGAAAAUUCUGAGCAGGUUGCAUCUAGUGAUGGUUCUGUUUCUACAGAGGCGCCAUUGCUGGGGAUCAAGCAUCACGAGAAGAAGAAGAAGAUGAAGGAUAAAGUAGUUCAAAGUGAUGAUGUGGUUGAAGACCAUGCUGAUGGCACGGUAAAUAUUAAUGUGGCACAACAGACAAUGGGGACAAUGUCACUGCAAAGGAGCUCGAGCUCAUCAAGGCCUCACUCGCAACAACCAGGGAGGAGGCUGUGGUGGCGCCAUGUGAAGAUAGUCGUAGCUGCCGAUGUAAUUAUCUGCUUGGUCCUGUUUGGUGCUUGGUUGGCAGUGUGUAAGGGUUUCCAUUGUGUUUCAGGAAAGUAGUAGAGAAGAGGUUGGAUUUUGGUACCAAGAAUUUUCGAGGAAAUAAGGCGGAAACACUUUGUUAUAUGGGUUUCUAAGUAUAUGUCUGCUUCGGAAACUGAGGUAGUCGCACAAACAUGGUAAAUAUGCAGUUGAAUACUCUCAAAAAGAACAGGAAUGGAAGCAUGCACUUUCCAUAGGGAGUGAUAUGUAUGAGAGGAUUCACUUGGAAGUGGAGAAGUUUUUGGAUAUGCAGCAUAUUUAUUCAUUGCUCUACAUGGGAGAAAAUCUAUGAUGCUUGUUGUUUCUGUACUGUGUAUUGGCUCUUCGUUCUUGUGUAUGUUAGCAAUAUGUCAAGUGCUGUUCAUAUGUAUCUUCUUCUUAAAUCAACCUGUUAUACUUGGGAGGAUUUUACAGCAUGAUGACAAUGCUUAAGAUAUUCAGGCUUUUCAAUC